CAUUAUAAUAUUAUUGAGAGUAGUGUUCACAACAAAGUACAUAAAAAUCCAAUGUUUAGAGCAGCAACUGUUUAUAUUUUACGAACCAGAUGUUUAAAUCGUGAUUAUUGAGAGAAUUUGGGCAAACAUAGCUUCAGAAUGACCACUGCGGUAUCCACCGAAAUAUGUCGUUUAUGUUUGGCAUCGUUGGCGGGUGAUUACACCUGGAUUGGAAACCCUCAACUAAAAGAACAGAUGGAGAAGGUGUUUAGCUUUCAGAUUAUAUUCGAAGAAGAGUUCAACUCAAGUGUGUGUCAAAUUUGUGCUCACACUAUUUCUGAGUUUUACCAGUAUUCGGAAAAAGUACGACAAAACCAAGAAAUCCUUAUAAAGAUGCGAAUUAAGCCAGAACCAUUGUUUCAUAGUAACAUCGAUUCCGAAGACAUUAAAAUCGAACCGCAUUUUGGUGAUGAACACGAAUUAAUGACGGAAGAUCGUCAAUCGAUUCACGAGUUUGAAAGUGUAAACGUUAAAAUCGAAUCAAAUAGUGGUGAGACUGAAGAGCCAAUGACAGAGGAACACACAAACAUCUCGGGAGGUGAUGAUUCAAACGAUAUUCAGUCGCAAAGCUUCGUUCGACUAUUGGAGGUGAAAACUAAACGGGAGAAAGAGGAUCAAUUUCUAAGGGAAAAUUUCAUCUUGACCUGCCAUCUAUGCAAUAUGGAGGAACCUACAUUUCAAAUGCUCCGAGAGCAUUUUCGAACGGUACAUAACAGUUAUAACGUGUAUGUGACAUGCUGUGGAGAAAAAUUCGGCACUCGUGGUCAUCUUAUAAGUCAUAUAGAAAGCCACUCCAAUCCUACUAACAAUGAGGCAAGUGAAGAACUACUGAAAGUGAGAGCAGAACAAAAUCUGUUUAUAGGCAAGCACUUUGUUCUGAGGUGUCAUUUCUGUAAUGUAACAAAACCAACUUUCGAUACGCUGCGUACCCAUUUUCGCCUUACUCAUCGUAGUUAUAAUGUAUAUGUGACAUGCUGUAACGAAAGAUUUGGAACACGCAGCCACCUUAUAAGCCAUAUUAAGAGCUGUCACGUUAAUGUUGAACAGGAGCAACAGCCCAAGAAAACGGUGCCCACUAAACGCAGGAAACCAACAAGAACAGAAGUAGAAGACCAGUUCAUUAGCGAUCACUUCAUCCUAAAAUGCUAUCUCUGCGAUGUGAUUACACCGACUUUCCAAAUGUUACGUGACCACUUUCGCACGGAACACAAUAGUUACAACGUAUACGUAACUUGUUGUGAAGAAAUGUUCAGCACGCGAAGUUAUCUCAUAAACCACAUCAAAGAAGGUCACACGAUGGAACAGAACAAGACGAAAGAAGCCAAGCGUUUCUGUUGCCCACACUGCGGCAAGGAGUACCAGAAAAAGUGGUUAAUGGAACGACAUUUCGACAUGACGCACAGCAAAUCUAAACAUCCACACACUAUCUGUGAAAUCUGCAAUCGAUGGGUGUUGGCGCGUAACUUCAAAGUUCACAUGAAAAGGCAGCACCCGAAGUAGGGGAGAAGAUAGUUCAUCAAACAACCAAGGAGGAUUUGGCGGUACCUAGACACAUUUCAAAGUUGUACAGAUCGACGAUGUAUAUGCUUUAUCAAAUGUUUCGAAUUUAAAAAUCUUAUUUGCAAAAAUAAAUGAGAAACGAAUUAUUA
Aedes aegypti (yellow fever mosquito) is the source of this 1688-nucleotide messenger RNA. Its product is annotated as transcription factor grauzone-like. The transcript has 2 exons. Bases 139 to 1539 code for a protein of 466 amino acids. Gene Ontology annotation, cellular component: nucleus. Gene Ontology annotation, biological process: regulation of transcription by RNA polymerase II. Gene Ontology annotation, molecular function: zinc ion binding; DNA-binding transcription factor activity, RNA polymerase II-specific; RNA polymerase II transcription regulatory region sequence-specific DNA binding. Lineage: Eukaryota; Metazoa; Arthropoda; Insecta; Diptera; Culicidae. The record is from RefSeq and is a predicted model, not a curated record.